Molecule: messenger RNA, 579 nt
Organism: Penaeus monodon (black tiger shrimp)
Lineage: Eukaryota; Metazoa; Arthropoda; Malacostraca; Decapoda; Penaeidae
Product: protein KRI1 homolog
Biological process (GO): endonucleolytic cleavage in ITS1 to separate SSU-rRNA from 5.8S rRNA and LSU-rRNA from tricistronic rRNA transcript (SSU-rRNA, 5.8S rRNA, LSU-rRNA)
Cellular component (GO): 90S preribosome; nucleolus
Source: RefSeq, a predicted model, not a curated record
UAUUAGACGUGAAACCGAGGCCGAAAUCCAGAAGGAAGUAUCUACCAGCUCAUCGCGAUCCUAUACAGAGGCAGAGAAGAGGUUUUUAGAACGAAAAAGAAAAAUGGAAGCCGAGCGUAUCUUGAAGAAAGCUAGCUUGACACACAAGGAAAAAGUAGAAGAAUUCAACAGACAUUUGGAUUCUCUUACUGAACACUUUGAUAUUCCCAAAGUAUCAUGGACCAAGUGAAGUGGGAAGAAUUACUUUUUUUUUUACAUUUAUAUUAUAGAUUUUUUUCCUUUCCUGUAUAUUAUGGAAACAAGGUUUUUGUUUUUUUCCCUUAUGGUUCUAGCAAUAUUGGAAAAGAAAAUUGUGGUAACCAUUGAGUAAAUGACUAGAUUUAUGCAAAUUUAUUUUAUUAAUCCUUGUAAUGUUUGCUUGAUAUUCACAGCUAUGCAAGAGUUACAAAGGGACAAAGCAAAUAGAAGCCCAAUAUGUAUAUUCUGUUCAUUGCAUGAUGUAAUUAGAAAACGAUUAUUUUUCAGGUAUCACUGACGAUUUUAACUGUAAGUCGGAUAUAAUAAAAGCAAAAAUGUAUG